Messenger RNA from Misgurnus anguillicaudatus (oriental weatherfish), 995 nucleotides. Lineage: Eukaryota; Metazoa; Chordata; Actinopteri; Cypriniformes; Cobitidae. The record is from RefSeq and is a predicted model, not a curated record.
GCUUUGACAAAAACCUAGCAUACUAUAUGUGUUUAGCAUAUCAAUACAGAGACAGACUACAGAGAGAGUGCAGCAGAAACAGUAUGAGCAUUCUAGCAAACCCUGUUCCUAUGUACCCGCCGUAUUUAAGGACCAUCUUAGUGGGCAACACGAGCUGACAUGAACAUAUUUACUAAAGUCCCAGGACUAGCCCAACAAACCAGCAAGCUGGGGUCUGUGGUCCAACGUGCCUUUUACGGGUCCAGUGGGAAGGUGACCCUUUUCGAGCAGAGGAACUUUUCGGGUCGGCGACUGGACCUGACCUCUGACUGUCAGAAGCUCAGUGACAAGAACUUUCCUGACAGAUGCAACUCUGUCCAGGUGGAGAGUGGAGCAUGGGUGGGUUAUGAACACGAGAACUUCAGGGGUCGUCAGUACCUUUGGGACAUGUCUGACAGAGGAGAGUACAACUGCUCUGAAAAGUGGUGUGCACAGGGUGACCACAUUUCCUCUGUCCGUGCCAUCAAACCGGACAACAACACUCCCCGUGUACAGCUGUUUGAGAGGGCCGGUUUCUCUGGCAAAAAGACAGAGUUUUAUGAUGAUAUUCCCAACCUGAUGAGUCGCUUCAGUCUAAACAGAGUCUCAUCCAUCAGAAUAAUGGGUGGAAGCUGGGUGGUGUACCAGGAGCCAAACUACAGAGGAGCACACUAUGUGUUGGAGAAGAAGGACUACAACAACUUCUCUGACUGGGGUGCUCAAAACAGCACAAUCGCCUCUAUCCGCAGAGUCCGCUUCAACUAAAUGAGAAAAAUAAUCUCUUAAAAAAUACACAUAUCUGUCAGCUCUUUAUACAAACAAUGUGCCAGCGAAAAGUAAAACAAACCCUACAGAAGAACUAUUUUAGUAAUAAACUGGUCAAAAAGACAAAUAUAUUUGUUUGUGCUUAAAUUGUUCAACAGAAAAUCAAACAGUUCACUAGAAGUGACAAAAAUAAAAGGUUUGUGUUAAAGGUU